UAUCUUGAUUAUGCUAAUCUUUGAGGUGAAAGUUUUAACUCCACUUAAGAUCUCCAGCCUUUUCAGACUUGUUCAUAUAAACUGACAUGCUUUCAAAAGUGUGUCGCUAUUGUAGGCUAUGCAUAUAAUUGAGCUCACUGUCACUGUUAUUUUGAAAAGUCGGAGGAUCCUCCCAACUGACUGUACCUCACGAGUGUGUAUGGUGUGCACGAGAAAUUUACUUUCCUUCCGGAUUUUGCCCUUAAGAAGAUGUUGGUGGAUUUUGAAGCAUAAAGAUUUUUCGCAAAACUGCUUGGCACUAAAAUGAGGAGUCGCAGCAAUUCUGGAGUUAAACUUGACAACUAUGCGCGGAUAGUUCAUCAGACUAUUCUACGUCACCAAGACCCUGUGACAGGCCUGUUACCAGCAAGCAAAGAGCAGCCUGAUGCCUGGGUGAGGGACAAUGUCUACAGCAUCCUGUCUGUCUGGGCUCUUAGUUUGGCUUACAGGAAGAAUGCAGACCGCGAUGAAGACAAGGCUAAAGCCUACGAGCUUGAGCAGAGUGUGGUAAAAUUAAUGAGGGCACUUCUUCAAUGCACCAUGCGACAGCUGGACAAAGUGGAGAAGUUCAAAUACAGUAAGAGCACUUUGGACAGCCUUCAUGCCAAGUAUAACACUCAGACCUGUGCCGCGGUGGUGGGUGACCGGGAAUGGGGGCAUCUCCAGCUCGACGCUACCUCCGUCUACUUGCUCUUCUUGGCUCAGAUGACUGCCUCAGGGCUACAUAUAGUGUACACUCAGGACGAGGUGGAUGUAGUCCAAAAUCUGAUGUUUUACAUUGAAGCUGCUUACAAAGUGGCUGACUAUGGGAUGUGGGAGAGAGGAGACAAAACCAAUCAGGGGAUCCCUGAGCUCAAUGCCAGCUCAAUCGGGAUGGCUAAAGCAGCACUUGAAGCCCUUGAUGACUUGAAUUUAUUUGGGGCCAAAGGGGGACCUGACUCUGUGGUUCAUGCCUUAGCAGAUGAUAUCCAGCACUGUCAGUCCAUUCUGAGCUCCUUGUUACCCAGAGCUUCGACAUCUAAAGAGGUGGAUGCUGGGCUCCUGUCCAUCAUUUCAUAUCCAGCCUUUGCUGUGGAAGACAUGGAGUUAGUUAAUAUCACUAAAGAGGAAAUCAUCUCCAAGCUCCAGGGAAGAUAUGGCUGCUGUCGUUUCCUUAGAGAUGGCCACAAAACUCCUAAAGAGGACCCCAACAGGCUGUACUAUGAAUCUGCGGAGCUGAAGCUUUUUGAAAACAUUGAAUGCGAGUGGCCACUUUUUUGGACCUACCUAAUCUUGGAUGGCAUCUUCAUCAACAGUCCAGAGCAGGUUCAGGAGUACCGAGAAGCUCUGGAAGGUAUCAUGAUCAAACAGAAAGAUGGUAUACGGCUGCUGCCUGAGCUCUAUAGUGUUCCUCCUGAUAAGGUGGAUGAAGAGUAUGUUAAUCCUCACACAGUGGAGAGGAUCCCAUUGGGAAAGUGCCCUCUGAAGUGGGGCCAGUCCCUUUAUGUCCUGGGCAACCUUUUGGCAGAGGGUUUUUUGGCUCCAGGAGAGAUAGACCCUUUAAACCGCAGGUUCUCAACCAUCCCUAAACCGGAUGUUGUUGUACAAGUGUCCAUCCUUGCUGAGAAUGAAGAUAUUAAGGCACUCCUGCAGAAGAAUGGGAUUGAUGUGGAGACAGUGGCAGACAUCCACCCCAUCAGAGUGCAGCCAUCUCGGGUUCUCAGCCACAUUUAUGCUAGACUAGGGCGUAAUGAGAGACUGGGGCUGACCGGCAGACCUUACCGUAGGAUUGGCGUGUUGGGAACCUCCAAGCUUUACAUCAUCCGCAACACCAUCUUUAGCUUCACACCUCAGUUCAUAGAUCAUCAGCAGUUCUAUCUGGCCCUGGACAACAAGAUGAUCGUGGAAAUGUUGCGCACUGACCUGUCUUACUUGUCUUCUCGCUGGAGGAUGACUGGGCGUCCUACCGUCACCUUUCCUGUUUCCCAGACCUUGCUUAACCAUGACCACACAGACUUGGAACCUGCUGUGCUGGCCACACUUAAGAAGCUUCAGGAUGGCUACUUUGGAGGGGCAAGGAUCCAGACUGGAAAGUUAUCUGAGUUUGUGACCACGUCUUGUUGUGCUCAUCUGAGCUUCCUCGAUAGUGGUAAGACACGCUCCAGUGUGGGCUGGGAUGAAGAUGAUGAUGUUGAGGACAGCUACUUUAGUGGUGCUGUGCAUGACCUGAACUUCAGUGAUGAUACAGAUGAUCUAGCACAAUACUUGGACCAGCUGUUAACUGCAACGGUGCCUCAGCGGGGACUCAGAGUCGAGGGAGAGGCGAAAGGACUGAGUCGCUUCAAGGCUGCAGCCAUUAAGACACGUGAGAUGGUGUCUCUUAUGAACAAAGCAAAGGAGCUCCAAAUCCACGGUGAGCUGAAAUAAUGAACUCUUACAUGUUGAAGGGGAAGUUUUAGGGAUGCAACAACCAACCAAUAAGGCAAAUAGUCAGCAAUGAAUCACAAAAUUGAUUAGUUGGGUCUUUUGUGCUCAUAGAAUCAUUGAAGUAGCAAAUAUAUUUUUUUACUUUGAAAAAUAGCAUUGCAAGAUGCAGUGGAAAAAAGAGCAGGAUGCAUGAAUGGGAUGAUGUUAUAUUAAAAGCUUAAAGGUGUGUAGUUUCACCUGACCAGGCUGCCACAUAACUUGCUUCAAGAGCCUGGUCCUUUUUUACAUGAAUUCUAUCAUUGUAUACUCGCCCUCAUGUCAUUCCAAACUUGUCAGCAAAAGAUAUAUAUAUACUGUAUUUAUAUAUGAGAUGUUUUUCAAAAUAUUGUCCUUUACUUUCCACAGAAGACAGAAUAUAAUACAGGUUUGGAAUGACAUGAGCGUGAUUAAAUGAUGACAGAAUUGUAAUUUUUGAGUGAACAAGCAACAGUUGAGGCAAAAAGAAAAAAAAAAACUGUUAUUUGGAAGCAAAUCUGUCAGGCAUUUGUCUUACAAGGCAAAGAGUAUACCAUUUGCAUGUCUACAUUUCUGUUCAGUUUUGCCUUGUCUUUUUUUGUUCCUUGUCUGUU
Messenger RNA from Pimephales promelas (fathead minnow), 3074 nucleotides. The record is from RefSeq and is a predicted model, not a curated record. Lineage: Eukaryota; Metazoa; Chordata; Actinopteri; Cypriniformes; Leuciscidae.